CUUGAAUACCGGAAAACGCGCGUGCCGGGCGGAGAGGCCUGGCGCGAGUGUUGUGCCGCCAUGGGCCGCAGAAGAGCGCCCGAUGCCGGGACUCUCGGCCGGGCCCUUAUCCGCCAGAAGACUCAGCGGAGCCGUAACCACCGUCACGCCGAUUCCUGGUUGCACACAAGUGAGCUCAAUGAUGGCUACGAUUGGGGUCGUCUUAAUCUUCAGUCAGUAACUGAACAGAGUUCCCUCAAUGACUUCCUUGCAACUGCAGAACUUGCAGGGACAGAGUUCGUAGCUGAGAAGCUGAAUAUUAAGUUUGUGCAUCCGGAGGCUAGAACUGGACUGCUGUCUUUUGAGGAGAGCCAGAGAAUUAAGAAACUCCAUGAAAAAAACAAACAAUUCCUGAGUGUACCACGGAGACCAAAGUGGGACAAAAACACUAGUCCUGAAGAACUCAAACAGGCAGAGAAAGAUAACUUUCUAGAAUGGAGACGUCAGCUUGUCCGGCUAGAAGAGGAACAAAAGUUACUAUUGACUCCAUUUGAAAGAAAUUUGGACUUUUGGCGCCAGCUGUGGAGGGUGAUUGAGAGAAGUGAUAUCGUGGUCCAAAUAGUAGAUGCUCGAAACCCACUCCUGUUUAGAUGUGAGGACUUGGAAUGUUACGUGAAAGAAAUAGAUGACAGUAAGGAAAAUGUCAUUCUGAUAAAUAAGGCAGACUUGCUGACUGCUGAGCAGCGGAGUGCCUGGGCCACAUACUUUGAAAAAGAAAAUGUGAAGAUUAUCUUCUGGUCGGCUUUGGCUGAAGCCAUUCAACUGAUUGGUGACUCUGAGGAACAUGUGAACGAGGGUGCUGGAGAAGCCAAUACAACCGAGUCUGAAAACUCCAGUUGUGAUGAGGCUGAAAAUCCUCACAGUGAGACCGAACAGCUCCUGGAUGGGGGAUCCCCGCCACUUGGUGAAGUUGCCAGUAGCGAUGAAGACAACAGUGAGUACGAGGACUGUCAGGAGGAGGAGGAGGAAGUUUGGCAGACGUGUUCGGAAGAGGACAGCAACCCUGACGAAGAGCCCUGUGGCUGGGACAGGAAGGAAAGCUGUACUGUGGAUUCUGAGGCUCAGGGCAGGAACACCCUGGAGAAGAGUCACACACGCAAUUUCAGCCACCUGGUAUCAAGGCAGGAGUUAUUGGAGAUCUUUAAGCAGCUACACACCGGGAAGAAAGUGAAAGACGGACAGCUUACCGUUGGACUGGUGGGCUACCCGAAUGUUGGUAAGAGUUCCACAAUCAACACCAUCAUGGGCAACAAGAAAGUGUCUGUGUCUGCCACACCUGGUCACACCAAGCAUUUUCAGACUCUCUAUGUGGAACCUGGCCUCUGCUUAUGUGACUGCCCGGGCCUGGUGAUGCCAUCCUUCGUCUCUACCAAGGCAGAAAUGACUUGCAAUGGAAUCCUCCCUAUUGACCAAAUGAGAGACCACGUUCCCCCUGUGUCACUAGUUUGCCAGAAUAUUCCGAGAUAUGUUUUAGAAGCUACCUAUGGCAUUAAUAUCAUAAAGCCUAGAGAGGAUGAAGAUCCCCAUCGACCUCCGACAUCAGAAGAACUGUUGACAGCUUACGGAUAUAUGCGAGGAUUCAUGACUGCGCACGGGCAGCCAGACCAGCCUCGGUCUGCUCGCUAUAUCCUGAAGGACUACGUCAGUGGUAAACUUCUGUACUGUCAUCCUCCUCCUGGAAGAGACCCUGUGACCUUUCAGCAUCAACACCAGCGACUCCUAGAGAACAAAAUGAAUGGUGGUGAACUAAAAAUACAUCCAGGCGGAAAUAAAAAAGCAAAACAGAUUGAAAAUAUAGUUGACAAAAGUUUUUUCCAUCAAGAAAACAUGAGAGCUUUGACCAAAGGAGUCCAGGCUGUGAUGGGCUACAAGCCAGGGAGUGGCCUGGUGACUACAGCUGCUGUGAGCUCUGAGAGCAGGGCUGGGAAGGCCUGGAAAAAACAUGGCAACAGAAAUAAAAAAGAGAAAACUCGUAGACUCUAUAAGCACCUAGAUACGUGAACUUGGGCUGCAGUGGAAAUGGCAUCUGUGUUGUGCACCUGGAGAAGAAACAGAAGCUGCUCUUGGCCGUGAUGCUGUGAAAUGGACCCUGCUUCUUGUGGCACGCAGCCACACCAGACAGCCAGUAUCAAGACGCAGGGGCUCCGUGGAGCACCGAGUCUAACACAGUCAUCUUGGAGCCCCAGAAACUUUGUCCUGUAGAAGGCUGAAUUUGAGAUGAGGGAAUGAAUGAUUGAAUGUUUGUGUAAACAAAUACACAUGCAUACUAAUUUGUAAGUUGGGUUU
Leopardus geoffroyi (Geoffroy's cat) is the source of this 2325-nucleotide messenger RNA. It is a transcript of the gene LSG1, whose product is annotated as large 60S subunit nuclear export GTPase 1. Gene Ontology annotation, biological process: ribosomal subunit export from nucleus. The record is from RefSeq and is a predicted model, not a curated record. Bases 61 to 2040 code for a protein of 659 amino acids. Gene Ontology annotation, molecular function: GTP binding; GTPase activity. Lineage: Eukaryota; Metazoa; Chordata; Mammalia; Carnivora; Felidae. Gene Ontology annotation, cellular component: cytosol. The transcript has 14 exons.